Molecule: messenger RNA, 883 nt
Organism: Phlebotomus argentipes
Lineage: Eukaryota; Metazoa; Arthropoda; Insecta; Diptera; Psychodidae
Product: putative peptidyl-prolyl cis-trans isomerase dodo
Exons: 2
Coding region: 122-610 (162 amino acids)
Cellular component (GO): nucleus; cytosol
Molecular function (GO): protein binding; peptidyl-prolyl cis-trans isomerase activity
Source: RefSeq, a predicted model, not a curated record
ACUUGUGGCGCUGGUUUGCAUAGUUGCUCAGUGUUGCUCAGCUUUGGGCGAUAGAGAAAAGUCUGGAAUUUUGGGGUUUUGGAGAGAAAAAGGCACUUCUGCAGGACUUCUCGAGUUAGAAAUGGCAGAUUCUACGGAAGAGGCUGUUCCCGCCGGCUGGGAGAAGAGAUUGAGCCGCUCCACAGGGAUGCACUACUACCUCAAUGUCCACACGAAGGAGUCCCAGUGGGACCUGCCCACGGCUCCUGCAGAGGCCGCCUCGUCACAGGGCCCCAGCCAGAUCCAGUGUUCACACCUCCUGGUCAAGCAUAGCAAGAGUCGGCGGCCGAGCUCGUGGCGCCAGGAGAACAUCACGCGCUCCAAAGAGGAAGCCCAGAAGGUCCUCGAGGGCUACCUCAAGCAAAUCCAGUCGGGCGAUGCGUCACUCCCCGACCUGGCGCAGAAGUUCUCCGACUGCAGCUCCGCCAAGAGGGCAGGAGAUCUCGGCGUCUUCGGCCGAGGCGUCAUGCAGAAGGCUUUCGAGGAGGCCGCGUUUGCCCUGAAAGUGGGCGAAUUGUCCGGCAUCGUGGACACCGACUCUGGCCUCCAUGUCAUCCUGAGAACACUCUAAAACACUUGGCAUUUUCUUCAGAAGUUCGCGUUCUAUUGAAUCUUUUCCAACAACAUUUUCGCCCCCGGGGAUUUGUGAGUCGCAAUCACGUCCCGGCACUUCUGCAGCAUCCCAGUCAACUUCUCAGCCUCCGGAGCGCUCUUCAGCAGAUCCACCAGCAGGAAGCAACCUCGGUUGAUAGGCAACCACUUUUCCAGCUGCAAAAGAAAGCAGUACGAUGAGCAUUUUCCAGUUGCUGCGAUCCUCUGGAGAGCCUGGGAUAUAAAUUGAAAA